AUGAACACAAUAUACAAUGUAAUAGCAUACAUUCUAUGCUAUAAAAUAUUAGUAGAAGGAAAAGAAGCAAAUGGUGUUAGCUUUUUAAAUAUAUUUAAUAAAUCGGAUUCUAUUAUAAACGAUCAAAGGUUCGAACCUUUAGAUUUAACCAAGAAUCUUGCAGGAACAGGUGUUACCGAAUUUGAUAACGCCAGCAAAACAGAUGAAGAUGAUGAUCAUUCCUUUCGUAGAUCUAAACUUUCAUUUAUUCAGAAUGAAAUAAACAAAAAUGUGGAACCAUCUAAUAAAGAUAAAAAUGAAAAAGACAAAUCUGUUGAUAGUAAAAAAAAUGGUGAAACAUUUCAUAGUGAAAAAUCUAAAAUAACGAAUGAAGAAAUAAUAAAAAAUGGAGAGGAUUUUUAUAUAAAUGAAGGCGUAACAGAAUAUGGGUAUAACAAUGACGAGGAAUUUUAUAAUUCUUUUCACGUUAACAAUAAUAAUAAUCCAGUUAAAAUUAACAGUUUAUGUUUUGGGUUAGCAGAUUCAGAUAGUUGCCAACAAAAUUCUAAUUGUUUUUAUGAUGAAAUAUACAAAACAUGCUUUCAAAAAUGUAGUUUAUUGAAUGAACGUGAUUGUUUAAAAUAUAGCGAAUGCAAGUAUGAAAACGGAGCAUGUGAAAAUCAUGGAUUUUUAUCAAUUAAGGUUUUUGAUAAUGAUUUCGGGGAAGAUAUACGAUCGUGUGAAUUAUUUGAAUCAGAAGAGUCAUGUUAUUUAAUGGAAACGCGUUAUAAAAAAAGUGAUAAUAAUAAUAGAACAAAUUUUAAUUGUGUUUGGUUAACAUAUAAGCAGGAAAUAAAGAAAAAUAUAAAAAAUGAAAAUGACAAUAUGGAAAAAAUUGAUACAAAUGCCACAAUAAGUCAAAACAUAGAGACGGAAAAACAAAAUGAUAGAAAUAUGAACUAUAUUUUAAGAACAAAUAAUCCAGUAAGUAUUGCUAAAGAUGAAAAAUUUAUUUCACUUUUAGAGAUAAAAUUAAAUAAUAAAAAGAAGAAAGGAAAUAGUGCAGAUAAGGAAAAUAAAAAUGAUGGAAAAAAAAAUGAUGAUGACGAUGAUGAUGAUGGUGAAUCUGAUAUUGACUUAGAUGAAAUCGAUGAUGAUUAUUUUAAGGACGAUGACGAAGAUGAUGAUGACAUCGAAAGUAAUAAAAUGAACGAGACUUAUGAGGAUAAAAAUGAUAUAAAUAAUAAUAUGGACAAAUCAAUUUCAAGUGUUACAACACCCGAUUCUCAAAAUAAUAUACAAAUGGAUAAAAAAAAUACAGAAGGAAAUAUAAAUGAAGUUAGCAAGAAUCUUGAUGACACAAAUAAAUUUGAGAAAAAUCUCGAAAAAAAUAAAUCAUUAAAUUAUAGAAAUAAUAAUAAUAGUAAUCUUGAAAGUAAAUUGGAAGAAAAUGUAAAUAUUCAAAACAAUAUUGAAAAAGAAAAUGGUAUAACUGGUUCAUUUUCGGAAUUGGCAGAAAAUAGUGUGAAAAUCAUCGCUGAACCAAUUGACAAUGACAGUAAAAUAAGUAAUAUAAAUAUAAAUGAAGAUAAUAAAUAUGAUUUGGAUAAUGAUACGCAUAUUUCAAUUGAAAAAGAGGUGAUAGAACAUGACUUUCAUAAUUCAUUAAAUAAAGAAAAUACGAGUUAUCCUCAAAACAAUAAUAAAUAUGAAGAUAUUGUUACGAUAGAAACUAACAUUUGCAUAAAUUUGAACACCAAACCUAGUCCAUCUGUUUUAUUAGAAGGUGCAUUGUUAGCUGAAAGUGAAGCAGAACUAAGAAAAAUAAAAAAAAAAUAUAAUUUACCCGAAGAAGAAAUAUGUGUUAAACCACCAAAAGAAACCCAUAUGAUUUAUAAUCCAAACAAGGAAUAUUAUAUAGUGGGAGAAAAAAUUGAAAUUAAAUGUCAAAAGGGAUAUAAGAUAUCUAGUAAAACAAAUAAUGCUUUAUGUAUUGGUGGAAACAAAAUUAUGCCAAAUAUAUUUUGUGAAUUAGAAAAUGAUAAUGAAUAUCGAGGAGGAAAUAAAUAUAAACUUAAAAAUGACCCUAAUUCAGAUAUAAAUUAUUCGUUGUCUAUAUUGGUUGGUAUUAUAAUUUUUGUUUUCACUGGUUUGUAUUAG
Messenger RNA from Plasmodium vinckei vinckei, 2139 nucleotides. RefSeq names its product apical sushi protein, putative. The transcript has 4 exons. Bases 1 to 2139 code for a protein of 712 amino acids. Lineage: Eukaryota; Apicomplexa; Aconoidasida; Haemosporida; Plasmodiidae. The record is from RefSeq and is a predicted model, not a curated record.